AUGACGACGAUGCUGGUACGACGAGCUUCGGACGGGAAAUCGGAUGAAUGCUAUUGUACUGUGCGACAGCCGCUGCGGACGAAGUGUGUUAAUAAUGGGAUUGCAGCACCACACUGCUGCACUGGACCUCCGAAAGCAAAAGGGCAUACUGAAUGCCAGCGAAUCGGAAUACUGAAGACACGAGAAGGUGACGUUGAACACUGGGGGGAUGCACGACGAUACACAGAAGACGCAGUCGAUGACGAUACUGAACAUACACUGAAUCUUACAAGUUCACAAGCUUAA
Gongylonema pulchrum is the source of this 285-nucleotide messenger RNA. Lineage: Eukaryota; Metazoa; Nematoda; Chromadorea; Rhabditida; Gongylonematidae. The record is from the annotation of a GenBank genome assembly.